Messenger RNA from Solenopsis invicta (red fire ant), 2265 nucleotides. Its product is annotated as 15-hydroxyprostaglandin dehydrogenase [NAD(+)]-like. Gene Ontology annotation, cellular component: cytoplasm. The record is from RefSeq and is a predicted model, not a curated record. The transcript has a single exon. Gene Ontology annotation, molecular function: oxidoreductase activity, acting on the CH-OH group of donors, NAD or NADP as acceptor. Lineage: Eukaryota; Metazoa; Arthropoda; Insecta; Hymenoptera; Formicidae. Bases 138 to 560 code for a protein of 140 amino acids.
AAGAAAACAUUUGAGAAGAUUGUCGACGUAUUUGAAGGACUCGACAGUCUUAUUAACAACGCCGAUAUUGUCAAUGAUGUGCUCUAGAAAAAAACAAUCAAAAAGAAAUUAAGGUUAAAGCGGUAAUCCACGGAUUUAUGUUGGCGUUUGACCAUAUGGGAAAACACAAAGGCGGCAAGGGCGGGGUAAUCGUGAACAUCUCAUCCGUAGCCGGACUAUACCCAGAAUCUCUUUUUCCAGUAUAUUCCGCUACAAAGAGUGCUGUUUUGAGCUUCAGCCAAUCUUUGGCAAGAAGAUACAAUAAAUCUGGAGUAAGAGUCGUUGUUAUGUGCCCGGGGGGUACAAUGACAAAAGUAGUCGGAAUAAAUGUAAAAGCUAAAAUGUCCAACUCUGUUAAAGCUACGAUAGACAACAGCUUUUACGCUUCUAUAAUAAAAUGGCUGUCUAUGAUGCAGACAGCCGAACAUGUGGCACUUGCAGUGCUAGAUCUUAUCCAGAAGGGUAAAACUCGAGCGGUUUGGGUCAGUGAUCUCUUCUGCGCCGCACGCAGUAAAAACUGACUGCGACGCGCCAACUACAUUUACACACAUCGCAUCUUCAACACCAUACAGGCCCACUGAUACAAUUUACAGACAACGAGCUCAUAACAAAGGAAAUGGUCGCCAAACUGGCCAAGCAAGAGAUUGCUCUCCAUGUACGAAAAAUGGAAAAAGACUAGAAACUAGACGAUGGCUUGUUUCAGAAACCCUUCGAGAAUGGUCUGAUGGAAAUCCAAUAUGUUAUUGCAAAGAGUAUAUGCAGAAUCGUCUCUGCAUAUCUUUUAAAAGCCAGACAAGAAGUUCCAGUCUUCUUGGUAAACACAAGUACAUCCAAUAUGUUAUUGCAAUAACAUAUUGGAUAUACUUGUGUUCACCAAGAAGACUGGAACUUCUAGUUUGGCGUAUAAAAGAUAUACAGAGACGAUUCUGCAUACACUACAUUUGGCAUAAAAAGCAUCCCAAUGGCAAAGCUAAUGAGUAAGACUCAAAUAAUAGAAAUUAAGUUAUUAUUUAAAGAUUUUAUUAAAGAUUUUAUGAAAUAAAGAAUUAAUAAAUAAUGAGUAUUAAAAGCUGUUAAAAAACUUACAUGUCUUGAACGAGAGACCAUAAUCAGAGAUUUUAUUAAAAUAAUUUACCGGAGAUGUUUUAAUUUAUGCUUAAAUCUGUUUACGUGACUCACUAAUAUUCGUUUUUAUAGAUUCAAUCUCUGCUCGGGAACGGAAGAAACCCGUGCCUUUUGUCAAAGGCUAUUAGAAAGGAUUUUCGUUUCUGCUCUGUCAAAGAAAGAAAGGAAGAAGAAGCAUUUCAAUCAUAUGGACAAUGCGCUGCUGGAGGGUGUCUGGCCCAUCAACACUAAUAUCGAUCCAACUUAAAUUUUUGAUACUUAGAAUUUUGAUAUGAUUAAAUAUUUAUUAGUUUUUGCGUUACAAAUAUUUAAAAUACAUUUUUCAACAUGACUUUUUGUUUGGCGUAUAAAAGUAUCUUUUAUAGGCCAAACAAGAAAUUCCACUCUUUUUGGUGAACACAAGUACAUUCAAUAUGCUUGUUAUUGCAAUAAUAACCAUAUUGGAUGUACUUGUGCUCACCAAGAAGACUAGAACUCCUUGUUCAACGUAUAAAAGAUCAUUGAAAAAUCUCCCGACUCUAAAAUUGAGUUGACAUAACUUAAUUUUAAAAUAGUCAGCUGACGAUUAUAAUUGCUACAUCAUAAAAUAUAAAAUGAUGCAAAAAGUGGAUUUUCAAGCAGAAGGGUUUCCGACGCACGUAUUCGGUCCGUAUUUUUUAUCCGUUACCUGCUAGUUAGUAACGCCUCUUAGCUGAGGGGCAAAUGAUACAAAACAAUUUUAGAGUCGGGAAAAUUUUUAGAGUGCUUCGAAGAGUGGUUUUUCGAGCGUAAAGGUGCUUUCCGACGUUCGUAUUCGUACGAUGCGUUUUGUUUUCUAGUUUAUAGCACUUACAGUCAUUGUUUGACAAAGUAGAAUCACAAAAAAUAAUUUUUAAAAAAUCGCUUCAGGAACGUUCCAAACUUCAACCAGCUGAUUAAUCAAUGUAUUAAAGGAAGCGAUCUGGAUCAAACUUUAAUGGUUUUGGCCAGAUUUCCGGGUUCCGAUGUAAAAACAUAAUUGUUAUUGCUAUAGUAAUACCUUUUGGAAUGAUAUUAUUUCCUAAAAUAAAAGAGAUAAACUAUUAUGAAUUGCAUUGAUUUUAAUACAUUGAUUAAUCAUUU